This is a messenger RNA of Manihot esculenta (cassava), 4704 nucleotides long. RefSeq names its product ABC transporter C family member 8. The record is from RefSeq and is a predicted model, not a curated record. NCBI's taxonomy places the organism in Eukaryota, Viridiplantae, Streptophyta, Magnoliopsida, Malpighiales, Euphorbiaceae. The coding region runs from base 72 to 4511 and encodes 1479 amino acids. Gene Ontology annotation, biological process: transmembrane transport. Gene Ontology annotation, cellular component: vacuolar membrane; plant-type vacuole. Gene Ontology annotation, molecular function: ABC-type transporter activity; ATP binding; ATP hydrolysis activity. The transcript is spliced from 13 exons.
CGGCCAGAGCUGUUUUGGUGCUGCCUGCUGCAACUAGAGCAGAACUCUGAUCACGGAAAGUUUCUUCAUUGAUGGCAUUCUUGGAGAGUUCACUUGGGGGACUUUCUUGGAUUUGUAAGGGGGAGCUUGAUUUGGGUUCUCCUUGCACACAAACAAUCAUCGUAGAUGUCAUAAAUCUGCUAUUCCUUGGGGUCUUCUAUCUUUUUUUGCUUGUGGAUUCUAUCAGAAAACGUCAUGUCAGUAGAAGAAAUAGAAGAGACUGGAUCUUUGUGAUGGUUUCAGUCUGUUGUGCUCUUAUUAGCAUAGCAUACCUUGGUGUUGGAUUAUGGGAUAUAAUAGCCGAAAACGAUAGGUUUAAUCGCUUGGGCUGGUUAGUUUUCCUUGUCAGAGGACUAGUUUGGAUUUCCUUGGCAGUUUCCCUGCUUGUUGCAAAAUCCAAAUGGAAUACAGUUCUCAUUAGUCUAUGGUGGGUGUCUUUUUGUUUAUUGGCUUCAGCUAUAAAUAUUGAAAUUUUAGCUGGAGCACGUAGCAUCCAAGUUCUUGACAUUCUGCCAUGGCCUGUAAACCUUUUGCUUCUAUUUUGUGCUGUUAGAAAUUUCAGUCAUUUUACUACUCAACAACCCUUAGAUGAGAGCAUACGUGAACCUCUAUUAGGAGAAAAGGAGGUAAAGGAUCAAUCAAAACUAGCCCAGGCCAGUUUUCUCAGCAAAUUGACAUUUUCUUGGAUUAAUUCUUUGCUUAAAUUAGGCUACUCAAAACCAUUAAAUCUCCAUGAUAUCCCUUCUUUAGUUCCUGAACAUGAAGCUAAUGUAGCCUACCGUAAGUUUGCUCAUGCAUGGGAUUCCCUUGUUAGAGAAAAGAAUCCAAACAACACUAGGAACUUGGUUCUUUGCACUGUCGCAAAUGUACAUCUCAGAGAAAAUAUAUUUAUAGGUGUAUGUGCUUUGCUUAGGACAAUUGCAGUUGUACUUCAACCCCUCCUGUUAUAUGCUUUUGUAAGUUACUCCAAUCUUGAUGAGCAGAACCUGUACCAUGGUCUUUCUAUUGUAGCAUGUCUAGUUCUUGUAAAGAUAGUUGAGUCCUUUUCUCAAAGGCAUUGCUUUUUCCUGUCAAGACUGUCAGGAAUGAGAAUGAGAUCAGCCUUAAUGGUGGCAGUCUACCAAAAGCAGCUCAAACUUUCAAGUUUGGGAAGAAGAAGGCAUUCAACUGGUGAGAUUGUGAAUUAUAUUGCAGUUGAUGCCUACCGAAUGGGGGAAUUUCCUUGGUGGUUUCAUGUAACAUGGAGUCUUGUAUUGCAACUGUUUCUAUCCGUUGUCAUUCUUUUUGGGAUCGUUGGUCUUGGUGCACUUCUUGGAUUAGUCCCUCUCCUCGUAUGUGGAGUUCUCAAUGUCCCAUUUGCAAGAUUUCUACAAAAAUGUCAAUAUGAAUUUAUGAUUGCUCAGGAUGAACGACUCAGAGCUACUUCUGAGAUUCUGAACAGCAUGAAAAUCAUAAAGUUACAAUCAUGGGAAGACAAGUUCAAGAGCUUUAUUGAAUCCCGUCGAGACAAUGAAUUUAAAUGGUUGGCUGAAGCACAGUUCAAGAAGGCCUACAGUACUCUUUUAUAUUGGUUAUCUCCAACAAUCAUUUCUUCUGUCAUCUUCUUGGGAUGUGCUCUUUUCAGGAGUGCUCCAUUGAAUGCUAGCACCAUUUUCACUGUUCUAGCAACAUUAAGGGGAAUGGCAGAGCCUGUCAGAAAUAUACCUGAGGCUCUUUCUGUUAUGAUCCAAGUCAAGGUGUCCUUUGAUAGAAUCAAUAAUUUUCUACUUGAUGAUGAGCUCAAGAUUGAAAGCUUAAGGACAAUUCCAUCUCACAACUCAGAUACAAGUGUUGGCAUUCAAAGAGGUAAAUUCAGCUGGGAUCCUGAACUAAUGAAACCAACUUUAGGAGAUGUGAACCUGGACGUCAAAUGGGGGCAAAAAUGUGCAAUUUGUGGGCCAGUUGGGGCUGGAAAAUCUUCACUUCUAUUUGCCAUCCUUGGGGAGAUGCCCAAAAUUUCAGGAACUGUUAAUGUGUUUGGAUCCAUUGCCUAUGUUUCUCAAACUUCUUGGAUUCAAAGUGGAACUAUUCGUGAUAACAUACUCUAUGGAAGCACAAUGGACAAGGCUAAAUAUGACAAUGCCAUAAAAGCAUGUGCUUUGGACAAGGACAUAAAUAGUUUCAGCCAUGGAGAUCUCACAGAAAUAGGCCAGAGAGGGCUUAAUCUAAGUGGUGGACAAAAGCAGAGGAUUCAGCUUGCCCGUGCAGUCUACAGUGAUGCUGAUAUCUAUCUCCUUGAUGAUCCUUUUAGUGCAGUAGAUGCACAUACUGCUGCAAUUCUAUUCAAUGACUGUGUCAUGACUGCUCUCAAAAACAAAACUGUCAUACUAGUGACUCACCAAGUGGAAUUUCUCUCAGCAGUGGAUACAAUUAUGGUCAUGGAAGGUGGGCAGAUUACUCAAUCAGGAAGCUAUGAACAGCUCUUGAAGGCUGGGACAGCAUUUGAACAGCUUGUGAAUGCUCAUAAAGAUUCAGUAACCAUAUUGGCACCUUCAAAUGAUCAAAGUAAAAAACAAGUUCUAAAUGUAGAUACGGUUAGGCCAGAUGAUGAGCCUAAUAUGUCUUCUGCCACUAAACAAAACAAUUUAGAGGAGAUUCCUACCAAGGGUGUGCCUGCAGGGCAGCUGACAGAAGAGGAAGAGAAGGAGACUGGAGAUGUUGGAUGGAAGCCAUUCCUUGAUUAUCUUGUCGUCUCAAAGGGAGGACUUUUUGUAUGCCUUUGCAUACUCUCUCAAUCUGGUUUUGUUGUUUUUCAGGCAGCUGCAACUUAUUGGCUGGCAUAUGCCAUCCUAAUUCCUAAAAUGAAUAGUGGCAUUUUGAUUGGAGUUUACACUCUGAUAUCAACACUUAGUGCUGCCUUUGUUUAUUUGAGGUCUUUUUUUGCAGCCCAUCUGGGCUUAAGAGCUUCUAAAUCCUUCUUCUCUGGUUUCACCAAUGCAAUCUUUAAAGCUCCUAUGCUCUUCUUUGAUUCUACCCCAGUUGGAAGGAUUUUGACUCGAGCUUCAUCUGAUUUGAGUGUUUUGGAUUUUGACAUUCCUUUCUCCUUUGUCUUUGUGGUGGCUCCUGUUAUAGAGCUUAUAUCAAUAAUAGGAAUUAUGGCCUCAGUCACAUGGCAGGUUCUCAUUGUAGCCAUUCUUGCCUUAGUAGGUUCAAAAUAUGUUCAGGAUUAUUAUUUAGCCUCUGCAAGGGAAUUGAUAAGGAUCAACGGUACGACAAAAGCCCCUGUUAUGAAUUAUGCAGCUGAGACCUCACUUGGUGUAGUGACAAUAAGAGCUUUCAAAAUGGUGGAUAGGUUCUUCCAAAACUACCUAAAGCUUGUGGACAAGGAUGCUGUGCUUUUCUUCCAUUCUAAUGGGGCCUUGGAAUGGCUAAUUAUGAGAAUAGAGGCAAUGCAGAAUGUGACUUUAUUCUCUGCCUGUCUUCUACUUGUGUUGCUUCCCAAAGGUGUUCUAGCUCCAGGACUUGUGGGACUUUCGUUGUCUUAUGCAUUGUCGCUUACUGGCACCCAAGUUUUCUUGACACGUUGGUAUUGCAACUUAGCCAACUACAUGAUAUCAGUCGAACGGAUCAAGCAGUUCAUGCAUAUUCCACCAGAACCUCCAGCAAUUGUGGAAGACAAAAGGCCUCAAUCUUCCUGGCCCUUCAAGGGUAGGAUAGAGCUUCAAGAGUUGAAGAUAAGAUAUCGUCCAAAUGCUCCACUAGUUCUCAAGGGAAUCAACUGCACAUUCAAGGAAGGGACUAGAGUAGGAGUUGUAGGGAGAACUGGAAGUGGCAAAACCACUCUAAUCAGUGCAUUGUUUCGCUUAGUCGAGCCUGCAAGUGGCCAAAUUCUUAUAGAUGGACUUGACAUAUGUUCCAUUGGUCUCAAGGAUUUGAGGAUGAAGCUCAGUAUCAUCCCUCAGGAGCCAACACUUUUCAGGGGGAGUGUUCGAACGAACUUGGAUCCUUUAGGCCUGUACUCUGACCAUGAAAUAUGGGAGGCUUUAGAAAAGUGUCAGCUUAAGGAAACAAUCAGCAGCCUACCUAACCAAUUGGACUCAUCAGUAAGUGAUGAAGGUGAAAACUGGAGUGCUGGGCAACGCCAACUCUUUUGCCUAGGAAGAGUUCUUCUAAGGAGAAACAGAAUUUUAGUUCUGGAUGAAGCUACUGCAUCCAUUGACUCUGCUACUGAUGCCAUUCUACAAAGAAUCAUCAGAAAACAGUUCUUGGAAUGCACGGUGAUAACAGUGGCGCACAGAGUUCCAACUGUUAUAGACAGUGACAUGGUUAUGGUCCUCUCUUAUGGGAAUUUGUUGGAGUACGAUGAACCUUCAAAGCUGAUGGAGAUUAACUCUAGCUUCUCUAAGCUUGUAGCUGAAUACUGGUCUAGUUGCAGAAAGAACUCUAACAAGAACUUUGCAAUAGAGUUUCCUGAUAUUGUUAACCAAUCAUGAUGAGCACAGAAUAAUUUUUGCUGUAUGGGUAAAAAAACUGUAAUAUUGUUCAAAAGGGUGGACACCCAUUCAGCCUGAUCCUAGAAAGAUACAAGACUUGAUUAGGGUUCCAAGGCUUAGUUUUGCUGCUCGAGGUUUAAAAUUUUAUGAUAUAAGAUCCUUUAAAUUAAUAAUGUAUUAGUCUUUAUAGUAC